AUGGCCGUCGCCCGCACAAUGCGACGCACGAAUCCAAUCACUCUCCUCCUUGCGGCCAUAUUGGCGUUCGGGUUCGUCAUCUUCGUGCUCUCCCCUUCGACGUCCUCUGCCUCCCCCGUUAGCGCGGGCUCCGCCUCCUCCUCCUCCUCCCAGCAACGCCGCGAAGACGAUGCUGCCGAAAACCCCCUCUCACCUCCGACGAAACCCUUCUUCAAAUCCCAGCCCGUCCGCCAAGAUGGCCAUCAGGCCCCUCCCCCGGUCGUGCGGUACGACCUGAACAAGCUCAGCAGCACCAGCAACUCCGCCGCUAACGACGAACGAAUCUUGAUCCUAACGCCGAUGGCCCGCUUCGUCCCGGAGUACUGGGACAACGUGGUGCAACUGACCUACCCGCACGAGCUCAUCUCCAUCGGAUUCAUCAUCCCCAAGAACAAAGAGGGCAAUGCGGCCCUAGCCGCACUAGAAGACGCCAUUGCCAAGACGCAGUCCGGCCCCAUCGACAAGCGGUUCGCGAGCAUCUCCAUUCUCCGCCAGGACUUCGAGCCGCCCCUGCAGUCGCAGGACGAGAAGGAGCGGCACAAGGUGGAGAACCAGAAGGCGCGCCGCGAGUCGAUGAGCCGCGCCCGCAACAGUCUGCUGUUUACCACGCUCGGCCCCGCCACGGCUUGGGUUCUCUGGCUCGAUGCGGAUAUCGUCGAGACGCCCCCGACCUUGAUUGAGGACCUCACGGCGCACGAUUACCCCGUCCUCGUCCCGAACUGCUACCAGCGGUACUACAACUCCGAGAAGAAGAAGAUGGAUGUCCGGCCGUACGACUACAACUCGUGGAUCGAUAGUAGUACGGCGCAGAGUAUGGCGGCGGAGAUGGGGCCCGAUGAGAUCCUCCUCGAGGGCUACGCCGAGAUGCCGACCUACCGCACGCUGAUGGCUUAUCUGGCUGAUACAACUAAUCCGAACCCUGAGAAGGCCAUCGAGCUGGACGGUGUCGGCGGCACGGCGCUCAUGGUCAAGGCAGAGGUGCAUCGUGACGGCGCGAUGUUCCCUGCCUUUCCCUUUUAUCACCUGGUCGAAACGGAGGGCUUCGCGAAGAUGGCAAAGCGGCUGGGGUACUCCGUGUAUGGGCUGCCGGAUUAUUUUGUAUACCACCAAAACGAGUGA
Aspergillus viridinutans is the source of this 1158-nucleotide messenger RNA. Its product is annotated as mannosyltransferase complex subunit MNN9. Gene Ontology annotation, cellular component: mannan polymerase complex. Gene Ontology annotation, biological process: protein N-linked glycosylation; cell wall mannoprotein biosynthetic process. The record is from RefSeq and is a predicted model, not a curated record. Lineage: Eukaryota; Fungi; Ascomycota; Eurotiomycetes; Eurotiales; Aspergillaceae. The transcript is spliced from 2 exons. Gene Ontology annotation, molecular function: alpha-1,6-mannosyltransferase activity. The coding region runs from base 1 to 1158 and encodes 385 amino acids.